This is a messenger RNA of Penicillium digitatum Pd1, 465 nucleotides long. RefSeq names its product SRPBCC domain-containing protein. NCBI's taxonomy places the organism in Eukaryota, Fungi, Ascomycota, Eurotiomycetes, Eurotiales, Aspergillaceae. The record is from RefSeq and is a predicted model, not a curated record.
AUGACCACAAGCACAAUCGAAAUAGCGGCGCCGCCUGCAAAACUCCUCAACUUCUCAGCAUACCCGGAGUGGCACACGGAAUGGCUCAAGGGGAUCGAGCUCAAGGACAGCACUAAGACCCCGCAAGAGCUUUGCUCGGGAGACAUAAUCGAGGUGAACAUUGAGAACUUCAAUUUUGUCGCGGAAGUCAAGGAGAAUUCCGAGAGCUUGUUUUCUUGGCAAGGUCCGCCCGUGUUUACCGUUGCUGGUUUGCAUAAAUUCUACCUCGAGCCGGCCAAUGAUGGUGCUUCGACUGUUUUCACCCAGUCGGAGGAUCUCAAGAGUCUCCUUGCGUUCAUCAUGAGUCCUUGUCUUCUUGGAAAGAAGAUGCGUGCCCAUUUUGAUAUUUUCCACAGGGAUCUCAAGGCCCGCACUGAGAUAGCCGAAAUUGGGGGUUGGUCUUGUCACACGCGCACAGUUGGUUGA